AUGAUGGACAAGGAAAAAGGUGAGCAGCUGGCCGUGCAGGACGCGCCAGCGCCGACCCCAGCCACGACGGCGGCGGAGGACGAGUUCCCCGAGGGCGGAUGGAAUGCUUGGCUACAAGUGGCAUCCUCUUUCGCGCUCUACUUUAAUCACCUAGGUCUCCUCAAUAGCUACGGCGUCUUCCAAGCCUACUACGAAACCACCCUCCUCCCCACCGCCUCCCCUCCACCAUCUCCUGGAUCGGCUCCGUCCAAGUCUUCUGCCUCAUGGCCAUCGGCCGUCGCCACAGAGUACUGGCACCUCCUGCUCGCCCAGGGCUUCUGCAUCGGUCUCGGCACCUGCUGCCUCUCCAUCCCCUCCAUCGCCGUCGUCCCCAUGUACUUUAAGCGCCGCCGCGCCCGCGCCAUGUCCAUCGCCACCGUCGGCAGCGGCCUCGGCUCCACCCUGUACCCCCUCAUGUUCGAGAGCCUCGUCCCCAAGGUCGGCUUCGGCUGGGCCGUCCGCGCCAUGGGCUUCGUCUGCCUCGCCAUGUGCCUCUUCGCCCUCGCCUUUCUCAAGCCCCGCAUCGACCCCAAGAAAUCCGCCAAGCUGCGCGACAUGGGCUUCUCCCUCCGCCUCUUCAUUGACACCUCGGCUUUCCGCGACCGCGCCUUCCUCCUCUUCAGCAGCUACGCCCGCACGCACGGCAUGGCCGGCGCCAAACUCGCCCACUACCUCCUCGCCAUCAUGAACGCCUCUUCCCUCCCCGGGCGUGUAGUCCCGUCCUUCGCCGCCGACCGGUUUGGCGUUGUGCAGACCUUUGUCGUCGUUUGCGCCCUGAGCAGCGCCAGCGUUUUCUACUGGAUCAGCGUCACCAACACAGCUGGCAACGUUGCUUUUGCCGUCCUCUACGGCUUUACGUCGGGUGGGGUCGUGGCCUUGGGCGCUGUCGUCCUCACCACCGUGACGACCGACAUGAGCCGGUUGGGCACCCGGCUCGGCAUGGUCUCCGUCCUAAAGGGAAUAGGUUCGCUCAUUGGGCCGCCAAUAUCGGGUGCGAUUCUGGACGCGUCGGGCAGCUACCUAGGCGUUCAGCUCUUUUCGGGCUUCGGUAUCAUGUUGACGGCGAUCUUUAGCAUCGGGUUACAUUUUGCGGUGGUGAAGCGAUUAGGAAAGGAAAUGAGUGAAUGA
Parascedosporium putredinis is the source of this 1167-nucleotide messenger RNA. Lineage: Eukaryota; Fungi; Ascomycota; Sordariomycetes; Microascales; Microascaceae. The record is from the annotation of a GenBank genome assembly.